Molecule: messenger RNA, 1701 nt
Organism: Naumovozyma dairenensis CBS 421
Lineage: Eukaryota; Fungi; Ascomycota; Saccharomycetes; Saccharomycetales; Saccharomycetaceae
Product: amino acid permease
Exons: 1
Coding region: 1-1701 (566 amino acids)
Biological process (GO): amino acid transmembrane transport
Cellular component (GO): membrane
Molecular function (GO): amino acid transmembrane transporter activity
Source: RefSeq, a predicted model, not a curated record
AUGUCAAUUUUAGAUAUUAAUACCGAAGAAACAUUAGAAGGUAAAUCUAAAAUAGUAAUAAAAAGUACAGAAUCGUUGGAACAGCAUGAUUUGCAAGGGAAUGAAGACAAGAAUACCCCUACGACAACACCUUCAAAAGAAAAUGUGUCUGAAAAUGAAAAAGAUGAAUAUCAUGAAGUUAAAAGAGACCUUAGUAAACGUCAUAUUGCAAUGAUUGCCCUCGGUGGAACCAUAGGUACAGGAUUAUUCCUUGGUAUUGCUAAUCCAUUAAUGAUUUCAGGACCAGUUGGUUCUUUAAUAGCUUACCUUUUCUUAGGGACCGUGGUUUAUUCAGUAACUCAAUCAUUAGGGGAAAUGGCAACUUUUAUCCCCGUCACUGCUUCAUUUACCAUUUUUUCACAUCGGUUUCUAUCACCUGCAUUGGGUGCUGCAAAUGGUUACAUGUAUUGGUUUUCUUGGGCAAUGACUUUCGCCUUGGAAUUAUCUGUCGUGGGCCAAAUUAUUCAAUUCUGGACUUUUGCUGUACCUUUACCUGCAUGGAUUUCAAUAUUUUGGGUAAUAUUAACUAUCUCAAAUUUAUUUCCUGUUAGAAUUUAUGGUGAAAUUGAAUUUUGGAUUGCAUUUUUGAAAGUAAAUGCUAUCUUAGGGUUCAUAAUAUAUUGUUUUUGUAUAGUUUGUGGAGCAGGUAAAACUGGUCCUGUUGGAUUCAGGUAUUGGAGGAACCCAGGUCCCUGGGGUACAGGAAUUAUUUCAAGUAAUAUUGCUGAAGCAAGAUUUUUAGGAUGGGCUUCCAGUUUAAUUAAUGCCGCAUUUACUUUUCAAGGAACUGAGUUGGUAGGUAUUACUGCCGGUGAAGCUGCUAAUCCAAGACAAACUGUUCCAAAAGCAAUUAGAAAGGUAGUUUUCAGAAUUUUAGUGUUUUAUAUACUGUCGUUGUUUUUCAUUGGAUUAUUGGUGCCUUAUGAUGAUGUGAAAUUGAAAAGUGAAAAUUCUUAUGUGUCGUCUUCCCCAUUUAUUAUUGCAAUUGAAAAUUCCGGAACUAAAAUUCUUCCACAUAUUUUUAAUGGAGUAAUUUUAGUAACUAUUAUAUCGGCAGGUAAUAGUAAUGUAUAUAUCGGUUCAAGACUAUUAUUUGGAUUAGCCAAGAAUGGGACUGGUCCCAAAUUAUUUGCGAAAACUACAAAGAGUGGUGUUCCAGUUUUUGCUGUGGUAUUCACGUCUUUAUUUGGUGCAUUAGCAUUUAUGGAAACAUCAACUGGUGGUGAUGAGGCCUUUCAAUGGUUGUUGAACGUAGUUGGUGUUGCAGGGUUUUUCUCCUGGUUAUUAAUAUCCUUUGCACAUAUAAGGUUCAUGCAAUGUUUACAAUCCCGUGGUAUUUCUAGAAAUGAUCUUCCAUUUAAAGCAAAAUUUAUGCCAUAUUUAGCAUAUUAUGCCACAAUUGUGAUGAUCAUUAUUAUUUUUUUCCAAGGGUUUACAGCCUUUGCACCAAAAUUUGAUGUUCUAAACUUUUUCGCAUCGUAUAUAUCAGUUUUCCUUUUCUUUAUUUUCUGGGGAAGUUUCCAACUAUGGUUUAAAUGUCGUUAUGUUUGGAAAUUAGUAGAUAUCGACAUUGACAAGGAUAGAAGAGAAAUAGAGGAUAGAGUAUGGCAAGAUACCACACCCGCAAAUCUAUGGGGUAAAUUCUGGGAUUUUGUAGCUUGA